Molecule: messenger RNA, 1765 nt
Organism: Lolium perenne
Lineage: Eukaryota; Viridiplantae; Streptophyta; Magnoliopsida; Poales; Poaceae
Product: anthocyanidin 5,3-O-glucosyltransferase-like
Molecular function (GO): UDP-glucosyltransferase activity
Source: RefSeq, a predicted model, not a curated record
UGCGACAAAUAUCUCAGCUCGUCGCCGGCUUGCUCCUCGGCAUCGCACUGUGCAACCGUCCACCGCAUCGUCUUCGGCGCAUCACUAAUGGAGGCCAAACCCGAUCCUACUGUGGUGCUGUACGCCGCUUUGGGCGUAGGCCACCUAACUCCCAUGGUGGAGCUCGCCAAGCUCUUCCUCCGCCGUGGCGUCCCCGUCGUCAUCGCCGUACCGACCGCGCCGGCCUCCGCGCCCGCUUUACUCGCCGCCACAGCCUCCGACAGCGCCAGAAUCGCCGCCGCCAACCCUUCCAUCGCCUUCCACCACCUCCUGCCGCCCGACUACCCCAGCCCGGACCCGAGCCCCUUCCUGCAGAUGCUCGACGUGCUCCGCCUAACCGUGCCGCUCCUCCUCGCCUUCCUCCGCUCCCUCCCCUCCGUCGCCGCGCUCGUCCUCGACCUCUUCUGCAUCGACUCCCUCGACGCCGCCGCCGAGGCCGGCGUCCCGGCGUACAUCUACUACACCUCCUCCGCCGGCGACCUCGCGGCGUUCCUCCACCUGCCCCACCACUUCGCCGCCACCACGGAGGGGAACUUCAAGGACAUGGGCAAGGCGCUCCUCCGCUUCCCCGGCGUCCCGCCCAUCCCGCCGUCCGACAUGCCGCACACCGUCCAGGACCGCGCGACCCGGAUGUGCGCCGCGCUGAUCGGGCACUACCGGCGCAUCCCUGAAGCGCGGGGCGUGCUAGUCAACACCUACGAGUGGCUGGAGGCGAGGGCCGUGAGCGCGCUCCGGGAGGGCCUGUGCGUCCCCGACCGCCCGACCCCGCCGGUGCGCUGCAUCGGGCCGAUGAUCGUGCAAGGCGCGGCGGGCGGAGGCGAGCGGCACGCGUGCCUGUCGUGGCUGGACGCGCAGCCGAAGCAUAGCGUGGUGUUCAUCUGCUUCGGCAGCGUCGGCGCCGUGUCGGCAGCGGAGCUGAAGGAGAUCGCGCGCGGGUUGGAGAACUCCGGCCACCGCUUCCUGUGGGUCGUGCGGACACCGCCCGUUGACCCGGCCAAGUUCUUCAUGCCGCGUCCGCCGCCUGACCUGGACGCGCUCCUCCCCGAGGGAUUCUUGCAGAGGACGCGCGACAGGGGCAUGGUGCUGAAGAUGUGGGCGCCGCAGGUGGAGGUGCUGCGGCACGCCGCCACCGGAGCGUUCAUGACGCACUGCGGCUGGAACUCCGUCCUGGAGGCGGCAUCGGCCGGGGUGCCGAUGCUGUGCUGGCCGCAGUACGCGGAGCAGAGGCUGAACAAGGUGUUCGUGGUGGACGAGAUGAAGGUUGGGGUGGUAAUGGAGGGGUACAACGAGGAGCUGGUGAAGGCCGAGGAGGUGGAGAAGAAUGUGAGGCUGGUGCUGGAGCAGGAGGAGGGCGAGAAGCUCAGGGAAAGGCUGGCAAUGGCGAAGGAGAAGGCUGCAGAAGCAAUGGCAGACAACGGGUCGUCGCAGACAUCAUUCGCCGAGUUUUUGGAGGAUCUGAAGCUUACUGAGUGACCAAGGACAGAAGGUAGCAACAAGAUGAGUCUUAGAAAGUGUGAUUUUGAAGAUUUGCAUAAAUUUCCUCUCUAAACUUUGAAGUAUGAACAAUCCGUUGUGAUGUUACUGGUUUAGAGGAUGUGGAGUAGCUGCAGAUUAGCUGCUUCACGAAUUAUACUCGGAAUGAUUUGGCAUAGCUGGACAAGUUUUGAGCAAAGCUGUGAAAACUGCAAACAUUUCUCAGUUAUGCUGUAUCACAAUUUGCAAUGCA